GCUCGGGUCCAGCCAAGGAGACUUUGAAAGUGCCCGAAUCUUCAGAAGACAACGACUCGGGGAGUGUGCACUCUGACAACUCAGUCGUCUCCAUGUUUGGGCUCCAGAGGAGAGGAGCAGACCAUGCCAUGACGUUGUACCAAGCCUGUGCCAGGAAUGAAGCCCUAGUUGUCCGUGAGAUCCUACGGAGGGGCACCACACGUCAGGAGGUGAUGGAGGUGGACAUCAAUCGCUGGAACGGCUUGAUGGUUGCUGCCUAUAAAGGCUUCCUGGAGGUUGUCUUUGCCCUACACAGCUGCCCUUAUCUGGACAUCAACCACCAGGACAAGGAGGGAAACACAGCACUCAUGAUCGCUGCUCAAGCAGGUCACGUGACCAUUCUGAACUACAUCCUGAAUUAUUACCCCGGGGCAGACAUGGAGAUCCGGGAUGCCCGCGGCUUCACGGCCCUCAUUAAGGCGGCGAUGCAGGGACGCAGCAGCUGUGUCAUCGCACUGCUCAUGGCUGGUGCAGAUCUGAAUGCGGUGGACACCACACGCCACAAGUGCGCGCGGGAGUGGGCCCAGAAGACGGGACGCUUUGAGACCCUCCAGAUGCUCCAGCGACUCCAUAUGCAGCCCCAGGCCCAGCAGUUCUGUGAGACCUAUGUGCUGGAGUGGCCAGAGCUGAAGUACCUGGUGAACAAGUCCGCAGUGGCCAGGAGCAGGGGGAAGCAGAUCUCUAGGUGCCUACAUUCCACCUUCUCCUUCCGGUUCCCCCAGGACCCCCGGGACAAUGGUGUGCUGGACCAUAUGGUGCGAAUGACCACUAGCAUCCACAGCCCAUUGGUGGUCACGGGUUGUCGCCCGCUCUGCCCCAGCAGCCCCCCAGAGUUGGGCAAGAGGCGCCUAGCCGUGUCGGAGCUAGCUCAACAGUUCUCGGUGAACAGACUGGAGGAAUGUUCUGUAAGGCACAGCACCGGCUCCAUCUCCUCAUCCCCUCCCUCUGUGACCUCCUCUGCCUGCACCUCGCUGGCCUCCUGCUGCCCCGACACACCCUGCAGGACCAGCACGUUCUCCGCGGCCUCCAGCAGGGUGCAACGCUUCAUCUCAUGGGGCUCCGGCACCCACAACAGUGUCUUCCCGGCUGGCUGCAUCCCCCAAAUCAAGGUGAUCAGAGCAGGAGAGGCCACGCCCAGGAAGGAGAAGAUGAGGAGGAAGACCAGGGGCUACCUAGAGCCACCCAAGUGGAAGUACAGGGAGAUAAAGGAGGACAAACAGAAGGUGAAGGAAAACCAAGAAAUGGAGAAAAGAGAAAAACAGUCAUCUGACAGAGUGAACGUCAAGAAGACAAAGUAAGACCAAACAAGUCUGAUGCCAGCCGUCAAUAUACAUGGGGGUCCCCGGCUUCUUUCACUCACAGUAUCCUUCAUCAAAACAAUGAAAUGGAUCCUUUAGAGCGCCUGUAUGCUUGUGGUCUGGGGUCAAGCUGGGGCU
Molecule: messenger RNA, 1475 nt
Organism: Paramormyrops kingsleyae
Lineage: Eukaryota; Metazoa; Chordata; Actinopteri; Osteoglossiformes; Mormyridae
Gene: ankrd33ab
Product: ankyrin repeat domain 33Ab
Molecular function (GO): protein binding
Source: RefSeq, a predicted model, not a curated record